Molecule: messenger RNA, 1697 nt
Organism: Gossypium raimondii (Peruvian cotton)
Lineage: Eukaryota; Viridiplantae; Streptophyta; Magnoliopsida; Malvales; Malvaceae
Product: F-box protein At5g46170
Exons: 2
Coding region: 83-1219 (378 amino acids)
Molecular function (GO): protein binding
Source: RefSeq, a predicted model, not a curated record
UUUCUAAAGCUUUGUUUUCUCCUUAGGCACAGAAUCCAACCCUUUUCCCUUUUCUUUCCCUUUAAACAAGGGGAAAAGAACAAUGUCUUCGGUUUAUCCAGAUCGGGAUCAACCCGAACCGGUCGAUCACUUCGACCGUCUUCCUGACUCGGUUCUUCUUUUAGUCUUCAACAAGAUCGGUGACGUUAAAGCUCUCGGCCGGUGCUGUGUUGUUUCCCGUCGUUUCCAUUCCCUUGUUCCUCAAGUCGAAAACGUCGUCGUUCGAGUCGAUUGUGUUAUCUCCGAUGACGAUUGUUCAUCUUCUUCGUCUUCAUCGGAUAAAUCGCGUGCUCUCGUUGGUCCUUUUUCGAAUCUCUUUCGUCUUGUUUUCGGAGGCAUUGUUAAACCGCUUCAAGCUUUGGGUCAAUUCCUUGGUCCUAAACGGUCGGUUUUGAAUGAAACCCUAAAUUCCCUUUCGUCGUCUUCGUUGUUCGUUGCUCCUGGUGUUGGUGAUGAUGGGGAAAUGGAUCAUGGUGGGGUUACCCAUCAUUCUCCGACGCAGGUUCUUAGGAAUUUUAACGAGAUUCGGUUCCUACGAAUCGAAUUACCCAGUGGUGAGUUAGGGAUUGAUGAUGGUGUUCUUUUGAAGUGGAGAGCUGAUUUUGGGUCAACACUUGAUAAUUGCGUCAUCCUUGGAGCUGCUUCCGUUAUUAACAAUGGGAUUUCGCCGGAAUUUGGCUUCGGCAACGGUGACGAUAACGGUAGUAUCCCAGAAACGUUUUAUACUAACGGUGGCUUGAAAUUAAGGGUUGUUUGGACGAUUAGUUCGUUAAUCGCAGCAUCAGCGAGGCAUUAUUUGCUUCAACCGAUAAUUGCUGAUCAUAAAACGCUGGAUAGCUUGGUCUUAACCGAUGCAGAUGGACAAGGGGUGCUUUGUAUGAACAGGGAUCAGCUCGAGGAAUUGCGAGUGAAGCCAUUAUCGGCUUCUUCUGCUUCGAAAAGGACAUUGGUGCCUGCGUUGAAUAUGAGGCUUUGGUAUGCUCCUUACUUGGAAUUGCCUGAUGGGGUUGUUUUAAAAGGUGCUACUUUGGUUGCUAUUAGGCCUAGUGAACAAUCUGCUUCCAAAAACGAGGUUUCGGAUUCUUCUUGGUUAUCGAAUGCUUUUGAAGAGCCUUAUGGGACUGCGGCUAAGAUGCUGGUUAAGAGAAGGACUUACUGCUUGGAGAUGAACUCGUUUUGAUACUCACCUUCGGAUCUGCUAAGGGAAACGGGUUGAGCACAAUGGUCAAGGGGGAGGAUGGAUAGCAUACUUUGGAAAGCCAAUGCUCAUACAAAAAAUUGUUACAUAUCGUAGUGUAGUCUCAGGGCAGUUUCCUAUGAAUGCUAACAUUGCUUUAGACCGCCAAUGAAACUGAUCCAUGCUUGUUGAUAAUGCGGUGCAAGCAUUUGAACAGAUUGCCAAAAUGCAUCUGCUGGUUGUUUUACUAAUCUCAGGCAUAUGCUUGUCACAAUGGACACCUACAACUAAUUUGAUGAUGUAAGAGCUUUGAGUUUGUAGUCCCUUUUUUUCUAAUCUAUAAUCCUUCUAUAUGUGAAUAUUGUAGGUAUAUGAUCAUGCCAUGCUUUAUGUUAUAUACAUGUGAAGUUCAUUAAGAAAUGUAAUUUACACUUAGCUUUUUAAUGUUUAUUUGAUAAAGUUCCAUGGAUUCUUUGAACCA